Molecule: messenger RNA, 410 nt
Organism: Nicrophorus vespilloides
Lineage: Eukaryota; Metazoa; Arthropoda; Insecta; Coleoptera; Silphidae
Gene: Cox7c
Product: cytochrome c oxidase subunit 7C, mitochondrial
Exons: 3
Coding region: 105-305 (66 amino acids)
Biological process (GO): mitochondrial electron transport, cytochrome c to oxygen
Source: RefSeq, a predicted model, not a curated record
GAGGCGCGCCUCUACCGGCAAUCGGUCGCAAUUUCGUCUACGACUUGAUCGAGCACACCAGAAAUUUUGUGAAGCAAAUUUGAGGAAAUCUCGAUAUUGUAAAGAUGAUUGGAAAGAGCCAAUUGUUCGCCAGGAAGGCCAUCACCCAAUUCGUGAGGAACAGCGGACACGGAGGUGUCCCCGGCGAAAAUUUGCCAUUCCAAAUCACCAACAGGUACCGCCUGACCGCUGUUAUGGCUGCCUUCUUUGGAUUGGGAUUCAGUGCUCCAUUCCUUGUAGUCAGGUUGCAAUACGCCAAGAAGUAAAUUUUUGAACUUGUAUCAAUAGUGAAUGGCUAGUGCUAUUAAAUUAAUUAAUUUUUAUUGUAAAUAAAAAUGGAAUGCAUCAAUAAAAUCAUUCUCUGAAACUUA